CCUUUCGUUUACAAGAAAAAUUACCUCAUAAUAAUGAAAACAGAAACGUUACAAAAGGAACCGAACAAUUCUUAUCAGUACUAAGUAUAGAAAUUAACGAAGGGUCCUAUCCCAUAUUUAAAUAUUCAUUUAUAGGGGUGAAUGACCCCCAUAAAACUUCCUGUAUUGUACCUUCUGUACGCAGUAAUAGUUUCAAGAAAUAAUCGAAAACCUUUUCGAUUUUGAAGUCAAAAAGUCAUUACCGAUACUUGGAAGGGUCUCAGGUAAUCCCUUCGCCCUAAUGGGCAGGUAGACCCCGUAGUACUGAUAUAAGAGCUGCUCUCCUGGUAUCUCCCAGUACCUUCUGAGACUCUUCCACCUGUUGGACGUUUUCCGGAAAAAUUUUCGUAAACCGAGCUCCGCUGUACGUCAAGUUCGAAACUCCUGCUGUAUAGGUGUAGUAAAGUGCGAUCGUAGCCUUAUUUUCGAAGUCGUAUACGUGUGAUAGUUCGUACGGGCGACGGAGCAGCAACCUUGGGCGAUUUCUUGCAACCAGCAACGAAGCCAGCGGCCUUCCGAUAGAACCGGACUGGCCUGUGAUUGUGAUCCUCGAGACGAGAACUGCGACAAAGAAUAAUUAAACUGUGCCAUGAUGGGUCUGCAAGCUACGCCAGGAAAAAGAAAGUUAGAAGCGGCCACUGCUCCAGCAGAGUCUUCUCCUCCUAAAGUUGGUAGAUGGGAAGCCGAAGAUUGCAUAGCGAGGCUACAAGCGGUAGCUGCUGACACUUGGCGAACUCCUACGCCAUCUUUGACAGCCACUCUGCUAUCCUCUGAUGAAUUCGACGACGAUGACUUCGAGGACGAGCUGUCCGACGAAGACAGGAACGUUUCCGUUCCAGAAGCAGCGAGGUACACCCAACUCACCACCCCGUACCAACAGCAGAGAUACCAACAGGCUGACUACUGGCAGUACUACCAACCUCCCCAACAAACGAUACGUUGCGACGAAAACGGUAAAUCGUACUUAGAACUCGGUGCCUCGCCCUCGGUUAGGACACGGUGUUGUGACGGUAGAGCAAGGUGGUGCCAUGUACCUUGUUAUAGACAAAGAAGACUGGCUGUAUUGAAUUUGUCCAUGUGUAAGUUGGCUAGGUAUCGACAGUGUUCCGAUCCUUCUUUGAGACGUUCUGUGCUUAUUUGUAAUACGCUGCGAAGGUUAGAGCGAGAAAUGGAAUCUGAACCCGUAGAGCCAAGUAGUUAUACGCAAACAAAUUAUGCUGAAAUGAACACUUCCAAUAGACUCAAUCCUGUGGUGCCGGAGCCUUCCAACUAUGAACAGAGCCUAAGAGACAUGGCGUGCUCGUCUGGGAGGGCAACGCCUUUUCCCAUAAAUACCCCUGACACAGACUCUGGCUUAGGUGAUGACGAAAUGACGAAACCAAUCAAUUGGAGUUCUGUUCUCAGUUACUCGUCACAGACGGAUCUUGAAUCACUCAAUAACAAUGAGCUGUAUGCCGAACUGGGCCUAACUACAGAAACAAACGAGUGGAAAGACCCUAAUCUCCAGCAAAGAAAUGAAAACGAAUGGGAUGGCUUUAUGCAUGUACUAGUUGGUGGUACGUAACAGACGCCACCAUCACCUUGUACUCUCCUCAGGUUGUGAUCACUUAGUAAAUAAUUUGGUGCAUAAUGGAAUUGUGCAGCUACUGUUUGCAAUUUUUAUUUUUAUAUUAAAUAUAUUUUAUUACUUAAAAAGAACCCAGCCAUUUUUUUAAAAGAUCGCAAUCAGAUCAUGAAUCAUCUAGUGACAUCUUUUGAUUGUUUUCUUCAAAUCUUUUACUUAAAUCAAUGACCAUCCCUAUGUUACUUCAAAACAAUGAUCUCGUAUGCUCAAUUGUCUGAUGCUCAAGAGUAUGAGUUAUUUUAAGUGCUGAUAUCAUGUUUAUGCAACUGGCAGGCUUAGGGCAUUCCUCUGUAAUUAAUUAUUUGUAAAUAUGUGUAAAUAAGAGAAAGUUUUCUAAUGAAUAGAGUAAGCUUAUAUUUAUGUACAUACAUAUAAAUAAAUAUAUAUUAUAUAUAUAACAACUUAUAAAUUUAUAUAUAAUAUAUAUACAUAUAUUCACAAUGUACAGAAACAGAAGUUCAUCCACAAUUUUGCUCUAUCAGGGUAUUCAUUUGAAGCAAUAAUCAUUAUGUUAAUUUCUUGUCUGUUAGUUUUCUUAUUUCGACAGAAACCAAUGAAAUUGUUGGACUGAAUUGCAAUACUACUCUGUGGGUAUAUGUAUAAAUAUAAAAAUAAAUAAAUUUAUCAAUCAUAUGAAAUGCAAUAUGGUUCCAUAACAAACGAAGACUUCCCAACUGAAAGUGUUUCAUCUACAUUCAAUAACCAAAACUUGUGAUAAUACCUACCGAUAAUCGCAAUAUUCUCAACUUGUGAACAGAACAUGAAAUAAAUCUGAAUAAAAUCAUACUAGUUACCACAUUCAUAAAACUUGAAAAUGUUGUGUUUAUUUUUUGAAUAAUUUUAUCUUCACCAAAAAUGAAAGUUUCAACCAUUAAUAUUUUCUUUUAAUGUAAAGAUAUCGUCUAAUUUUAUUAUGUCUUCAAAACCAAACUUCGAGCAGAAAUGAGAAUUUUUUUCAUAUCAAAAUUUUGUCUGAUCUGUUAAAUGGUGUUUAACUGAUGAGAUGAAAUAUAAAAUGGUUAUGGAACUUUAUCACUAACUGGUGUUCUAUCGAUUUUCUUUCUGCUUGAAUUUUGAUUUUUCAUUUUGUCAUUUUCAACAGAAAAAAUUCAAGAACCACAGGUCUACUGAAUUUCAGUUGGGAAGUUUAUAUCUAGUCGACAUUGAAAGUUGUCUUCUUAGAGGUGAAUGAGCAAAUAUUCACUUCUGAAAAAUUGAACUGAACAUUGAAUUACUAGUUCAAACCGUCCCGAACAAUUUUUAGUUGAUAGCUUCAGUGUGAAUUUUUUUUGUGUAUAUGCUGUUCUAAAAUAUACUUGGUUAAUUCUACUCUUUCCUAUAAAUUGUAUAAAUUAAUGUUCCUUCCAUUCAAAUAGUAAUGAUUCCUCACCAUGAGAUUUCAGAAUCAAAGAGCAGAACUGUUUUCAGUUCUUAUAUUUGCAAAUACUUGGUUCAGCCAUGUCAUCUCCAUUAUAUUUCUAGCUGUGUUCAGUACACUUGAGAACAGUUCAGAACUGGAUAUAGCAAGCUUAUUUAUGGACCUCUGGCGUGAAUCUGCUUUGUCCAGUUUGAGUUCGGUUCUGAACUACACCGCGAGUACAGCUUUUAUUUGGUUUCCCACUUUGGAGAGUAAUAACGAGUGUUCAAUAAAAUUCGUUGCCAAGUAGGUCGUGGAAUUUUUAAUGUUGGCGCUAUGCGCUUGUACCUUACACUAUAUUAAAUUAAAACAUUUUCUGGACACUUUCAGAUGUCAUCAAUCUUCAAAUUUCAGGUCCUACUUGACGAAUUUUUGGGACGCUCGCUACAUAUUGCCAAUUACUCAACUAUUCAUAUAGAGCAGUCGUACUGAAGUUACUCAAUAAUACCCUAAUCAGAACACUAUUAAGUUGGAAUUUCAUUUAAAUCUACUGAAUGUACAUUACCAAGUAUAUUUUUGAAUUGUACUUGCCAUGAACACAACUGGAUGAUCAAAUUUAAUUUUUUUUUAACUUCUGCAACAAAAAUACAAAAUGUGGGCACAAUCAAUGAAAUUUAAAUCUGUUUAGCAGUGGUACUUCAAUACUGAAAUCAAUAUAUAUUGACAGUAUACAAUAUAAUUUUAAAUGUCGAAUACUAAAGGUCCCUGAAAAUCUCACCUUCCUGAAUGACAUUCUGUGUUUUUAUUCUAAAAGAAGUGCACUAAAAUCUCAACUAUUUUGCUAUUGAGUAAAUGGAAUAAAGAAUGUAAAAGUUAAAAUACUUGAAUUUUUCAUGUUAUUUUCUUGAAUAUUGUUUCCCAAUGAAGAAAUUACAACGAUAAUCAUAAAGAAAAAUGAAAUAUGUGCGAAAAAUUCAGAGUGUUAUAUUCAAUAAAGUACUUGUACUUCAUUUAACAUCGAUGAUACAUCACGUCAAUAAUGAUUAAAUCUACAUUGUGUGCAAGUAUUAUGUGAUAUGUAAUAUGUUAGCGUUAAAAAUAAAUUCGUAUAAAUAUUACCUCACUUAUUGUUUUAUAUUUUUGUUGUAAUAUAAUAAUGAGAAAUA
This is a messenger RNA of Coccinella septempunctata (seven-spotted ladybird), 4186 nucleotides long. RefSeq lists its product as uncharacterized. The record is from RefSeq and is a predicted model, not a curated record. The coding region runs from base 629 to 1603 and encodes 324 amino acids. Lineage: Eukaryota; Metazoa; Arthropoda; Insecta; Coleoptera; Coccinellidae. Gene Ontology annotation, molecular function: transcription regulator activity. The transcript has 2 exons. Gene Ontology annotation, cellular component: nucleus.